Messenger RNA from Cucurbita moschata (crookneck pumpkin), 1518 nucleotides. RefSeq names its product ATG8-interacting protein 1-like. The record is from RefSeq and is a predicted model, not a curated record. Bases 310 to 1224 code for a protein of 304 amino acids. The transcript is spliced from 3 exons. Gene Ontology annotation, cellular component: intracellular membrane-bounded organelle. NCBI's taxonomy places the organism in Eukaryota, Viridiplantae, Streptophyta, Magnoliopsida, Cucurbitales, Cucurbitaceae.
AUGUUCGGUCUAGUGGUUUUGAUUGGAGUUGUUGCCUAUUGGUAGGGUGUUAGAUCCGUUUGUUGUUUGAUCUUGCAUACUUGAAUGGAUGAAUAUACGACCUAGAUUUAUGAUUGUGUGUAUGUAUGUUCUAGAUUGGUAAUUUAUAUCUUUGUAGGCCUAAUUUCUCUUGAUUAGAUUGAAUUGUGGAAUCGCGUUGUAAAUUAGAGUGUUAAGCGGGAUGUGUCGAUCACUUGUCGGAUUGACGCAGCACGAGGGAGUUGUCUUCUAAAAUUCUGUGAGGUUGGAAUACACGAGAACUCCCUUAGAAUGGCAGAUAAUGAUGGAGAAGAGAAUAACUCUCGUGGAAAUGGAUGGGAAGUUGUUUCACUCACUGCGUCGGCAUAUGAAGCUGCUCCUAAUGUGAAGGAAAGCGAAUCGACUGAUGAAAAUAAAAGCAAUUUGUACGAAGCAGAAACUUCCCAUGCUUUGUUUAUGUCUAGGCACUUCGUAUUUCCACCGAAUCAGCACGAGAAUUUGCCAUUGGAACCUGAUAAGAGUGAGAUUCACGAUGAUCAAGGAGGGAAGGAGAAUGUGGACUCUGAUUCUACUGCUGUAGAUGGCGGAAAAUCAAGUAGAAAGAAUGAAGAUGUCUUGAAUAUAGAAAGGUUGGGUGAGACAGAUGAGUUUUCAGGGAUUGACAAAACUACGGAGAAAGGCGGCAAGCUGUCUUUUCAUGGUGAUGAAUUUAGUGAAAAUACAACGCUACCAGAUUUGAAUCUGGUUGACAAGGAGCAGGAUCCCUUUGAUGCUCCUACCUAUAGUUCCUUUCAUGGUGAAACCAAUCUCAGUUCAAUGACAAAUGAUGAAAUCCCUCCAUUGGAAUCUAACGAUCAAGUCUCGAAUCCAGAAAGCUUGGAAACUCAUACACUUGAUAGUAAAAGCAACAAGUCCAAUCUUCCUUGUGGCGCUUGGUGGAAGAGAAGAGCUGUUAAUUUAUACUCUCAUGCAAAAGAAGCGAAUGCAUUUUGGUCCAUUUUCGUUGCAGCAGCUGUUAUGGGACUUGUAAUACUUGGGCAGCGCUGGCAGCAGGAAAGUUGGCGGACUCUGCAACUGAAAGGGCACAUUAGUGUGAACGAUCAGAAGACAAUCCGAGUGCUAGGACCAAUAACUCGACUUAAAGACGUGAUCGUGGGUGGCCAACGCCGUGGUUCGUCCAUCAAGUUUAGCCCCAGUGAGUUAUAAGAUGAUGAUGGCAAGUGUAGAAAAGGAAGAACAGAAUGAAAGGAAGAGGUUCGAUUGCCCAAGUGUGUACGACCGCUUUCAAAAUUUACACAAGUGCUUUGGGGAACAUGUUCGAAGUUUGAUUGUUUAAAUCAUAUUUCUAUCUUGGUGGUAUAGUACCAUAUUGCAUUGUACAUUAGCUUAAUCCAUUAUUGGGUGAAAUGUAAGUUACAAAGCUCAUACCUAUAUCCCUCGCCCUAGGGGUUCAUUUUAUUUCGACUCUGUCAAGAACGACCCUUCAUAUCAGAUUGAAGC